UCUCAUAAAACUUAACAAUAGUUUUCCAUUGUUGACGAAUACCACAUCAAAGGCAAUACUUUAUUUUUUGCAUUAAUUAAUAGUAAAACUACAAACUAUGUUUAUUAAAAAAGUAUUUUUGGUUGCAGUUUUCGUAAUUCUAGGAUCUAUGUUUUAUUCAAAAGCCUCAGAUGACAAAGAAAAGUUAGCAAAAUUUAUCUCUAGUGGAAUGAAAUGCUUCAGCAAUGUUAACAUCGAUGCUUGUGCCGAGAUGCUAGAAAUUGACUAUGAUAAAACACAACAAAAAUAUAUAGAUUGCAAAUGUGCCUUGGCGUGUGUAGGAAAAGACUUUAACUUAUUAGAGGAAGGUAAAGCAAAGCGAGAAAACUAUGUUAAAAUAAUGGAUGAGAUUCAGAACGCUACAGUCAAAGCUAUGAUGAAAAAUAUUCAUGACUCCUGUCCUGAUCCUGAAGGCGCUGAUGAAUGCAUUAUGGCCGGAAAUUUUAUGAACUGCGCAUUAAAGAACUCUCCUGCGAUAAAAGAACGCAUAACUUCAUUAAUGCAUGCAGUGACUGGUAAAUCAAAACAAAGAUAAAUUCCAAAUACUUUUGGUUUCAGAGCAUUUCUAAAUUCAUUAACUUAAAUUAAUUAUUUAAAAUAUUUAUGUAACAAAAUUAUUUAAGUAUAAAGUUUGAUAAACAAAUGUAAAAAUGUGUUGCAAACAAUAAAAUUAUAGAACUAUGUAAAACUA
This is a messenger RNA of Daktulosphaira vitifoliae (grape phylloxera), 730 nucleotides long. RefSeq lists its product as uncharacterized. NCBI's taxonomy places the organism in Eukaryota, Metazoa, Arthropoda, Insecta, Hemiptera, Phylloxeridae. Gene Ontology annotation, molecular function: odorant binding. Bases 98 to 574 code for a protein of 158 amino acids. The transcript has 7 exons. The record is from RefSeq and is a predicted model, not a curated record.